AUAGGUUGUUUUGGAAUCAUGAGAGAUGAAAUUGCAGUAGCAGUUUUCUUUGUCACAAGAUUGGUGAAGGAACAUGAAAAACUGAGUAAACAGCAAAUAGAAAAAUUUGCAGAAAAGCUGAUGAUAAUCUUGUUUGAAACAUACAGAGGUCACUGGCACCCUGGUUGCCCUUCCAAAGGGCAAGCCUUCAGGUGUAUCAGGAUAAACAAUCAGAAUAAAGACCCCAUUUUAGAAAGGGCUUGUGCUGAGAGUAAUGUGAAUUUUUCUCACCUGGGACUUCCAAAGGAGCUGACCCUAUGGGUAGAUCCCUUUGAAGUGUGCUGUAGGUAUGGUGAGAAAAACCAUCCAUUUAUAAUUGCUUCUUUUAAGGGCAGAUGGGAGGAAUGGGAACUGUCCCAACAAAUCAGUUAUGCUGUUAAUAAAGCCACAUUAGACUACUCCUCUGGCACUUCUUCUGAUGAAGAAAGUUGUAGCAAGGAACCCCGGAUCAUUCCUAAAGUCAGCAAUCCGAAGAGUAUCUAUCAGAUGGAAAACUUAAGACAGCCCUUUCAAUCUUGGUUCCACAUCCCCCGCAAAAAGAAUGUGAUGGAUGGGCGCAUAGGCCUCCCAGGGAAUGUGCAUCAUGUCUUGCAUAAGAAUUUUAAGUGUUAUAGGCAGCCUGCUGCUGUGCACCGGGUGGACAGAAUUCAAUAUCCCUGGUCUGGGAAUGAAUGUGCAGUACCUGGUAGAAGAAGGAACCCUGGAACGCGUUAUCUGAGGUUUCUGUGGAGGGAAGAUGAGAAGCAAUCUGCAGAGUGAUUUCUGGAGCCUGAAGAGAAUGACAAACAAAAACAAAACU
Messenger RNA from Marmota flaviventris (yellow-bellied marmot), 838 nucleotides. It is a transcript of the gene Btg4, whose product is annotated as BTG anti-proliferation factor 4. The record is from RefSeq and is a predicted model, not a curated record. Gene Ontology annotation, cellular component: nucleus; cytoplasm. Lineage: Eukaryota; Metazoa; Chordata; Mammalia; Rodentia; Sciuridae.